Molecule: messenger RNA, 276 nt
Organism: Lithohypha guttulata
Lineage: Eukaryota; Fungi; Ascomycota; Eurotiomycetes; Chaetothyriales; Trichomeriaceae
Exons: 2
Coding region: 1-276 (91 amino acids)
Source: RefSeq, a predicted model, not a curated record
AUGGCACGAGUACUGUCCAAACUCCGUCAGGGCCAACAGUGGCUCAAGACGAAGCUGAAGUGGCAACAACGUUCAGCGUCCUUGGGACAAGCUCCAGCUUCUGAGGAGAGAGGAGUAAAUAUUGGCGCGCCAACGGAUUUUCGCCGUGCAGAUGUGACGCUCGGUACGGAUUGUGAAGGCCGACCGGUUCUGGUGGAGCAGGCUAGGGAAGAUGCCCAGGCGAUAUUCAAUGCGAGCAAGAAGACGGACUCGUCCGAGAAGGAAGUUGUUAGCUAA